Messenger RNA from Trypanosoma rangeli, 957 nucleotides. RefSeq lists its product as uncharacterized. Gene Ontology annotation, cellular component: endoplasmic reticulum. The record is from RefSeq and is a predicted model, not a curated record. Gene Ontology annotation, molecular function: iron ion binding; L-ascorbic acid binding; procollagen-proline 4-dioxygenase activity. Gene Ontology annotation, biological process: peptidyl-proline hydroxylation to 4-hydroxy-L-proline. Bases 1 to 957 code for a protein of 318 amino acids. The transcript has a single exon. Lineage: Eukaryota; Euglenozoa; Kinetoplastea; Trypanosomatida; Trypanosomatidae.
AUGUACAGUUAUAACAAUAUCAUCGAUAAGGCCGAGCCCAGUAACAAGGAUGUAAUUGAUCGUGUGCCCUUGUGCCUUGAAAUGACCAAUAUUGUGUCGCAGCGUCGCGUGGAUGAUCGGGUUGAUGUUUUAGUUGUGGAAAAUUUCUUGUCCAGUGCGGAAUGCGAUCAAAUCAUUGCCGCCUGCGAAGAAGUGGGCUACACCUUUUGGCGGCAGAAGGACGCCAGCGUCGUUUGUGUCGCGGGCCACUGCAGUGGGGAAGAGGAGGCACGUGCUUUUCGUGUGGUGGACACCAUUGAGGCAAAUUUCCCGCAGUUGUCACGAGCACUCUCGGAGCGCAUUCAAAAGGUAGUGCAUUUGGAGCCAAGAACCUUUGAUUCAUCCUUGACGGACUCAGAGGACAUGUUUGCUCGUGAUCUUGAGGGUACCUGGGUGCCGUUGACUCUCUCGAGUAAUCUGCUGCUUGGUAGGUAUGGGCCUGGUGGACAUUUCUCCCCGCACGUUGAUGGAUCCACCGUGGUGGACCUGAAUACGCGUUCUCUGUACACACUACUUAUCUACCUGAACACCUGCGAGUGUGGCGGGGAAACAGUGAUAUUUACAGGAGAACAAAUGGACACCCUCGAGCUGGACGCAAAAACGGGCAAAUACAUUGGCAAAAAAGCGAACCGCGUUGGGGCGGUUUGCCCUGAAAAGGGUUCUGCUGCAUUUUUUUUCUGUGAUGUGCUUCAUGAAGCUUCACCAGUGGGGGAGGGGGGCAGCAAGUACAUUAUCCGUGGCGAUUUCCUUUAUCGUCGCGAACCACCAAUUUUGACGGCGGAGAAUGACAAGAAGGCUUUUGAGCUCUACGAACAGGCACGUGUGGCGGAGAGUGGUGGAAAUGCCACGUUGGCCUGCGAGCUCUUUCAACGUGUUCGUAAGCUGUCAAAAGGGGUAGCUGAACUUUAUCAACUUUAA